Messenger RNA from Heterotrigona itama, 891 nucleotides. Lineage: Eukaryota; Metazoa; Arthropoda; Insecta; Hymenoptera; Apidae. The record is from the annotation of a GenBank genome assembly.
AUGGAUCCAGGGAAAAAUGAAAUUUGUGAUUUGAAAGAAAUUAUUUUGAACGAAAGUGUUGAUACUGUCAUCCAGGUAUGUAAUAUUAAAAAAAUAUAUAUCUGUCAAAAAAUUUUUUUUUUAAAUAUGAAGCAAUUUUAGGAUCGUACGUUGUUAAGACGACCAAAACGUGUAUUGCAUUUCUCGGAUGGGGAUUUAGAAGAAUAUUCUGAAGAUGAAACAGAUGUACCAUCUGUAAAUACUACAGUGACUCAAAUAGAUCCAACAACUUUGAAUUGGUUACCUUGGGCUUGGUAUCAAACUACUUCUAUUGGUAGUAAAGUGUUAGAUGGCUGUGAUUAUGUAGGUGAAUGGUUAGCUGGCUUUUUUGGAAUAACAGCACCUAAGUAUCAAUUUGAAAUCAAUGAAUUUUAUAGACUUCAGGCUCUUGAAAAUGAAAUUCUACGCAAACAGGAUUUGGAAAUGGGUGGAUGGAAUGAACAUAAUAAGAAUAAUCUUGUAAAUAAUGUACAAUGAAUUUAUUAUUAACUAAUAUUUUUUAUAUUUAUUUAUUAAAUUAUAUUUAUAAAGUAUAUUUUAUGAUUUAUUACGUAUAUUUUAUGAUUUAUUAUAUAAUUUUUAUUGCAAAUGUUGAAAAGUAUAUGCAUAGUUUAAGAAUUAUAAUCAUUCAUUUGAAUUACUAUUAUAAAUAAAAAAUGUAACUUUUAUUUUAAUCUUCUUUUACUUUGUACUUCAAUCUUCUAUAAUUCUGUAUUUCAAUCUUUUUUACAAAACAUCAAAAAUUUAAUUAAAAUAAAUUAAUAUUACAAACAUACAAGUAUAGCAAUUUUGUUUUAAGGAAAACUUAACAAUAAUUGAAGCUUUUGAAUUUUAUAUUAGGUUAUGUAUUAA